AAGGCCGAAGCGGACUUCCGGCCGACUGUGAGUGCUGGUUCCGGGUUUCCUGGCUGGCGCGGGUGGCCGGCGCUGUGGCCCCGGGACAGGGCCAUGGAGAAGCUGCGGCGAGUCCUGAGCGGCCAGGACGACGAGGAGCAGGGCCUGACCUCGCAGGUCCUGGAUGCCUCGUCCCUUAGUUUCAACACCAGAUUGAAAUGGUUCGCCACAUGCUUCGUGUUUGGCAUUUGCUUCUCUAUAAUGGGAACUGCAUUGCUGUGGGUUCCAGGUGGCAUAAAGCUUUUUGCCGUGUUUUAUACCCUUGGAAAUCUUGCUGCAUUAGCCAGCACAUGCUUUUUAAUGGGACCCAUGAAGCAACUGAAGAAAAUGUUUGAAACAACAAGAUUACUUGCAACAGUUAUUAUGCUUUUGUGUCUCGUAUUUACCCUGUGUGCUGCUCUUUGGUGGCACAAGAAGGGACUGGCCUUAUUAUUCUGCAUAUUGCAGUUCUUGUCGAUGACCUGGUAUAGCCUGUCAUACAUCCCAUAUGCAAGGGAUGCAGUUAUUAAAUGCUGUUCUUCUCUCCUAAGUUGAAAAUCAGAACUCAUGGAAAAGAACAUUGGAAUGUUGAUAUUCUGUUUUUGGUGAAGUAUGCUUUUCCCAAUAAAAUAAUCACUUCAAAAACAACUGCAGUGACAGUUUAAGACCAUUUUGUAUACUGGUAAAAACUACAUGCUUGAUUAAACGGUUAAAUGCUUGUAAUUUUAA
Lemur catta (Ring-tailed lemur) is the source of this 747-nucleotide messenger RNA. It is a transcript of the gene SFT2D1, whose product is annotated as SFT2 domain containing 1. NCBI's taxonomy places the organism in Eukaryota, Metazoa, Chordata, Mammalia, Primates, Lemuridae. The record is from RefSeq and is a predicted model, not a curated record. Gene Ontology annotation, cellular component: membrane. The coding region runs from base 94 to 573 and encodes 159 amino acids. The transcript is spliced from 8 exons. Gene Ontology annotation, biological process: vesicle-mediated transport.